Molecule: messenger RNA, 722 nt
Organism: Neltuma alba
Lineage: Eukaryota; Viridiplantae; Streptophyta; Magnoliopsida; Fabales; Fabaceae
Exons: 2
Coding region: 93-479 (128 amino acids)
Cellular component (GO): mitochondrial large ribosomal subunit
Source: RefSeq, a predicted model, not a curated record
AAACCCUCCGCAUUCGUUCCGGAUACCUCUUAUUAGCUUCCUCAUCGGGUUCAUUGAAGUGAAGUAGGAGUGGCAGAGAGACAUCGUAUAAAAUGUUGAAGUUCCUAUCGAGGGUGAGAAUCGAGUUCAAUGCCUUGGACCCGCGAACUGCAUCCUGUAUGGAGUUUUUGGCACAGUGCAACGCACGGAAGGCCAAGGAAUCAAACCCUGGGUGUCAAGUGGUGGUGAAGCGCCGAACUGAUGACCACCCACCGCAGAUUACUGUCACUUUCGUCAAUGGGGUUGAGGAAGUGUUCGAUGCAACAUCCACCCCUGCACAGACCAUUAGGAAUAUGAUUCUCGAAAAAGGUCAGCACCUGGAGACCGAGCAAAUGUUCCGCGAGGCGGGUGAAGCCUGGCCUGUCAUUAUACCCGAGGAAGAGCUUCGCCAACCUGCACCAGGUGUCAAACCGAGGAAAGCGGAAGAGAAAAAGCAGUAGCAAAAUUCCUCCAAGGGGACUGGACAAAGAUGAGCUAGCAGAAGUUUGAACAACCGAGAUUGAGAUUUGUAGUGGAAAUUUCAACUGGAGCCACCGAGCCCAAACAUGGAUUUGAUUGUUCCCAUGCAAAUUCUCAUUUAUGCUUUGAUGGAAUUUUAUUUAGAAACUUUUCUAACCUUUGACAGCCAAUGCAUCUAAGAUUUCAUUCAUCUUCAUAUCAGAUUGAAUGACGCGUUCUAUGUA